UAGAUUUGAGAAGUCUUUAACCUAUAAAUAAAAAUGAGUAUGCCUCGCAUCAACAAAUACUUUGUUCAGUCUUAAAAUACAACUCGGUGUGUGAGUAUCGCGAAUAAGGUAAAGGCUAGACAAACGGAUUAUUCCUAUUAAUGCUACAAACUGACUUGCGAUGAAUUGGAACCGACGAAAUACAAGUGAAAUAUCAAUAUAUAACUAUCCCGAAAACUUAAAUCCUUUUUAUGAAAAUGAAAAUCACAAACGUCUUCGAUUUUGGAAUUUUAGCAAAGAGGGGAAAAAUAAAGGAAGGAGCUUUUCAAUUGGAAAUUUGAGAAACAUAUGGUCUUCUUAUUCGUUUUCCCCAAAAAAAUCAUCCACAUUGGGCAUAAAUAAAACAUCCGAAAGCCCACCGAUGUUGCGGAGAAAUGUUAAUAAUAACGAUUUGGAUGGUAGUGCUCGAAAUUUAAAGGGCUUCUGCGACGAAUUUGAUAGAAGGUCUUUGCAGCAUAUCGAUAUACCAAGAAAUUCUGAUUUGUUUUUUAAUCGAAAUGAAGAUUACCGAAGAACGACUCAGUUUUCUGGACAUUCGUUGCCGAAGAAGCUGACAAGAUCAUCGCAGUCUAGUUUAACAAGCUUGAAUCCGUUUGAGGACGAAGUCAAAACAGAUUUCAACAUUCCAAUAAGGAAUAAAAGGUAUCGGAAAAAAAGUAGAGCUCCACAGCCACCUUCACAAUUGCAAAAUGAUUGUAAUUUGAAAAAAGAACUUGACGUUUCAAUCAAUAAUGACGGAGCCCGUGAUAUUAAAUCACUUGCUAAUGAAAUAGAACUGUUUGUUAAUGAGAGAUGCGAACCUCCGAUUAAUUAUGAUGCAGAAACGGAAGAAAAAUAUCUGAUUAAAGGAAAUACACAAAGUCAAUCAGUAUAUCUCCCAGCAUCGGAGAGCCUUGAUAGGCUGAAUCCCGUCACAGACACCACAACAGAUAAUCGAAAUACCAUAGACAAUGUUGUAAGUGGGACACUUGAAUUGUCAAAUAAUAACGAUCGAGUGCCUGGGUUAGGUUGCGAUACAUUAAUAGCCAAUAACCAGCCCAAGACAAUAAAUUCACGUGGGACAGUGAAUUGUACGGAUAGUACUAAAGAAAAUGCUUUAAAUAUAGAAGAACUGGAUGUUCGGAAAACCAAACAUGUAAAAACGAUUAUAAACAAUGAAAAAAGAUGUGAAGAUAAUCUUAAUUCAAGUGAAUGUGGGUCAUCGAAUUUUACGGAAAAUGUUUUAACUACGAAGGAUUUGGAUGCUCGAAAUACCAGACAUUCAUUAAGGACUAAAAACAAUGAAAACAAAUCUAAAGAUAAUUUGAAUUCAAAUGAACAUGGAACAUUGCAUUAUACUGAAAGUAUUAAAGAAAAUGCUUUAACUAUCCAAGAUUUGGAUGUUCGAAGAACCAAAAAAUCAAAAGAUACUAUAAACGAUGAACUAAAAUGUGAAGAUAGUCUUAAUAUAAAUGAGAAUUGUACGGAAUAUAUUAAUGAAAAUGCUUUAACCACAGAAGAUUUGGAUGUUAAAAGAAUCAAACCUUCAAUAAGUUCUAUAAACAUUAAACAAAAAGGUGAAGAUAAUCUUUAUUCAAAUGGGCUAGCACAUAACCACCAAAUAAAAUACCAAUAUGGCAAAUCGAACACAUGGAAACAAAAUCAAAACUCUAAGAAUUCAGAAGAAACCUUUGACCUUCCAAAGCUUGAGUUGAAUGAACCUGUAUCAUAUUAUAAAAAAGAUUUUUAUGAUAUUAGACAGACUUUUACCUUAACAAAUAAGAACUCAAACCCAUUGAGCCUGCGAAAAUCACUUAAUAAAACUAUUGAAUCUAUAAAUCGUAAUCAACAGCUUUUAAAUGAAAGUGCAGCCAAAGGUACAAAACCAAGGAAAUCAUCUUUAUAUCAAUGUGAUGAAAACAAACAUUUUCCGGCAAAUGAAUUAAAUAGUCAAAGAGAGACGGAACCUAAAAAUGGGGCAAUCUUCACUUCUAACACCGACGAAAUAUUAUCUAAGCCUCAAAAUGAUAACUUUUAUAAAACAAAAAUAUUCAAAACAUUUGGACAGUACCGAGAGUCAUCGCCAACUUCAUCAAAUUUAGAUUGGAACCCUUUACCAAAACCAAAGCGGAGUAGUAAUUAAGACGAGUUAAUUGUUAAAAGUGUUGUACAAUAAAUUAAUUAAUCUAUAUAUAUUCA
This is a messenger RNA of Drosophila guanche, 2217 nucleotides long. RefSeq lists its product as uncharacterized. Lineage: Eukaryota; Metazoa; Arthropoda; Insecta; Diptera; Drosophilidae. The coding region runs from base 161 to 2161 and encodes 666 amino acids. The record is from RefSeq and is a predicted model, not a curated record. The transcript has 6 exons.